UUUCAGUUCGCGAGAGAAUCAGUUGGUCGGCGGUUCGUAACAGCGCACGUUACGUUUUUAACGGGCGAGCGGAUUAACGUCGGUUUCGAUAAGUUUAUCACCUAAAAAUAAUUGUCAAUCGGAGUCGAGAGCGCAGUGUCAUUGCCAAUCGAAGUGAUAGCUUUGGGCUUUUGUUGGUUUAUGUUUUUUAAAUGAUUUUUGGCUGCCUUGAAAUGCCGUCGGCUUUUGGUCCAUGUGAACUUUCAAGCUGAAGACCUAAAGCCCAAAAACUGAUGUCCACCUUGGCCAGCAGCCGACCGCCCCCGCUCAAUCUGAUUAUUCCCUCCUUGGAGGAGGCACAGGACCACGAGGAGGAGAGGAGAGCGGGAGUAGGUGGAGGGCAGGAGGUGGGUGAAAUGCAUCCGGAUUGCUUGCCCUUGCCGCUGGCUCAGCCGGGAAAUUCACCGCAAGUCCAGGAUGAUGAGGAGGAGCACACGGAAUGUGAGGAACAGCUGAACAUAGAGGAUGAGGAGGAGGCGGAGGAGGAGCAGGAUCUUGACCUAGAAGAUCCAGCCAGCUGCUGCAGUGAGACCAGUGUUUUGAGCGUUGGUCAGGAGCAAUCGCAAGCGGCUCAGGCGGCUUUAUCAGCACAAGCUCAGGCCAGGCAGAGGCUUCUGAUAAGUCAAAUUUACCGACCGUCGGCUUUUAGUAGCACCACUACUGUUCUACCGCCCAGCGAAUGUCCGCCUCUGUCGCCCGAGGAACUCCUGCAGCUGCCUCCUUCGACUGGCUCCUUCCAGGUGGAGUUCCUGCGGAAAUCCCAGCUCUAUGCCGAGGAGCUGAUGAAGCAGCAGAUGCAUCUAAUGGCCGCCGCCAGGGUGAAUGCUCUGACGGCAGCGGCGGCGGGAAAACAACUGCAAAUGGCCAUGGCGGCAGCGGCGGCUGCUACAGUGCCCAGUGGUCAGGAUGCACUGGCUCAGCUGACGGCCACGGCCUUGGGACUGGGGCCAGGUGGAGCUGUACAUCCUCACCAGCAACUGCUCUUGCAACGAGAUCAAGCCCAACACCAUCAUCACAUGCAGAAUCACCUCAAUAACAAUGAAAAUCUCCACGAACGGGCUCUCAAAUUCAGCAUAGACAACAUCCUAAAGGCGGACUUUGGUUCCAGAUUGCCCAAGAUUGCGGCUUUAAGUGGCAAUAUAGGCGGUGGCAGUGUAAAUAGCAGCACUACUGGUGGUACUAAAAACUCUGGAACUGCCAAUGGCAGCAGAUCUCCCCUUAAAGCUCCAAAAAAAUCAGGAAAACCCUUGAAUCUGGCCCAAAGUAAUGCCGCUGCCAAUUCGAGUUUGAGCUUUUCCAGUUCGCUGGCCAAUAUUUGCAGUAAUAGCAAUGAUUCCAAUAGCACCGCCACCAGCAGCAGCACUACGAAUACCACUGUGGCACCAGUAGAUCUGGUUAAGUCGCCACCACCUACGGGUGGUGUUGCGGGCACAACGGGAUCAGGAAGUAAAUCUGGCGAGGAAUCGGGCACGCCAAUCGUUUGGCCAGCGUGGGUCUACUGCACCCGCUACAGUGAUCGCCCCAGCUCAGGACGAAGUCCACGAGCGCGAAAGCCCAAGAAGCCGGCGUCGUCCAGCUCAGCGGCAGGUGGCGGAGGCGGUGGUGGCGUCGAGAAGGGCGAGGCCGCCGAUGGGGGCGGUGUGCCUGAGGACAAAAGGCCGCGAACGGCCUUCAGCGGUACGCAGCUGGCCAGACUGAAGCACGAGUUCAAUGAGAAUCGUUAUCUAACUGAGAAACGCCGCCAACAGCUGAGUGGCGAACUAGGCCUAAACGAGGCCCAGAUCAAGAUCUGGUUCCAGAACAAGCGGGCCAAGCUGAAAAAGUCGAGCGGCACCAAGAACCCUUUGGCCCUGCAGCUGAUGGCCCAGGGAUUGUAUAACCAUUCGACCAUACCGCUGACCCGCGAAGAGGAGGAGCUGCAGGAGCUGCAGGAGGCGGCCAGUGCCGCUGCCACGAAGGAGCAGUGCUAGACCGAGGGGUUUUCCAGCAAUAUCUACGAUCUAGUAUUUAUGGAUUUAGCGUGUAAGGCUAGCUAAUAGGAAUCCUAAGCGAUUAAGUUGUACAAUAUUCUAGUCCAGCGGACACGCAACCAGCAGAAGAAAUCUACCGAAGAAUUGAGAGGCCCCUCCACUGAAGAAAACGAAACUGUUGCGUGUGCGUUUUGUAUAAUAGAUUCAUAAAUUCACAACUAAAUAAUUUAAUAAACAUUUAAAUUAUA
Drosophila eugracilis is the source of this 2257-nucleotide messenger RNA. Its product is annotated as homeobox protein invected. Gene Ontology annotation, cellular component: nucleus. The transcript has 4 exons. NCBI's taxonomy places the organism in Eukaryota, Metazoa, Arthropoda, Insecta, Diptera, Drosophilidae. The record is from RefSeq and is a predicted model, not a curated record. Gene Ontology annotation, molecular function: DNA-binding transcription factor activity, RNA polymerase II-specific; RNA polymerase II cis-regulatory region sequence-specific DNA binding. Gene Ontology annotation, biological process: regulation of transcription by RNA polymerase II; multicellular organism development; neuron differentiation. The coding region runs from base 273 to 2009 and encodes 578 amino acids.